Molecule: messenger RNA, 774 nt
Organism: Symbiodinium necroappetens
Lineage: Eukaryota; Dinophyceae; Suessiales; Symbiodiniaceae
Source: the annotation of a GenBank genome assembly
AUGUCGCAUAUGCUCAUGGGAAGUAUCCAGUAUUUGCAGCAGACUCAGCAGACGUUUCCACUGCUGCCCCGCUACCAGACUGGCUACGAUAUGCCUUUGGGCGACGGUAGCCAGUCCUCGACCACCACGUGCAUCAGCGAUGAAGAGCAGUGUGGUCUACAAGUGCCAGAUGUGCCGCUGCAUUUGAUCAAGACUCGCUCGCAUGAAGUUCCGCAUUCUCCAGACGCGAGCACUACCGGUGAAUGGAUCGCGAGCUCCGAAGGGUGGACUACGGUUAUGCUACGCAACCUUCCUGCAUGUUUUUCUCGGGGGCGCUUGAUCUAUUUGCUCGCCAAGGAGGGCUUCGCCGGCACCUUCGACUUUCUUUACGUGCCGCUUUGCUUCAGGGAGAAGGUCUCCUUGUGCUAUGCCUUCAUCAACUUUCUCGAUGUGGACACGGUGGCCCGCUUUUGGAAGCACUUCUGCGGCUUCAAGAACUGGGGACUCCCCAGCGCUCAUGUCGCAGAGGUUUGCUGGUGUGCACGGCACCAGGGCUUGAGUGAAGCCAUUGCGUACUACCAGAACAACAGCGUGAUGCACCCCAGCGUGCCGGACGAGUGCAAGCCUGUGCUCUUCUACAAGGGCAGCCGGACAUUCUUCCCGGCCCCCACGAAGAGAAUCAAGGUUCCAAAGAAGGUGAAGCAAACAGAGGACGACGGGGCCACCUCGCAGGAUCGGCAGCUUCUCAAUGGCAACUCUUUGGGAGCCGGCCCCUUGCUCACUUUGAGCCUUUGA